UUUCCGGUCUCAAUUCUUGAAAUUGGAACAAAAAUAAUUAUUGAAGGACCUACUGGUUUAAAAAAGAAUUUACUUGAAAGAUAUUAUUCACAACCUGUUUGUGAUCAUAAAUUCUAUGAAUCUUGCCCAGAAAAAGAAAAAACAUUCACAAGAUUGCUUUAUGGAAUCACUUUCUUUCACUCUGUGGUUAGAGAAAGAGGUACAUUUGGAUCUAUAGGUUGGACCUUUCCUUAUGAUUUCAAUGAAUGUGAUUAUAUUACAACAAUUUCACAACUUCAGACAUUUCUCUCUGAAUACGAAGAGACAUCAUUUCAAAUGAUGGAAUACUUGAUUGGAGAAUGCAAUUAUGGAGGUAAACUGCAAGAUGAUUGGGAUAAGAAAAUUCUAAAAUCAAUUCUCAAACGUUUUAUAAACAAAGAAAUAAUUUUCUGCCAAGAUUAUUCUCUUAAUGAAAAUGAUAAAACAUAUUUCCUACCAGUUCGAUAUGACUAUAAAGAUUUUAUACAAUGUAUAAAGAGUUUACCACCAAACCCUCAUCCUGAGGUAUAUGGGUUGAACAAAAAUGCAGGAGUAAUGCGUAACCUGAGUAUAUCAAAUAAACUUCUAGAUGCCUUGCUCAAUAUAUUUGGAGAAAACGUAUACAACAAACUCAAAACAUCUGAUCAUUAUGUAUAUAAUAUUGCUGAGAAUAUUCUCUUAAAAAUGCCUGAUUCAUUUGAUACUGAAGAAAUAUUAAACCAAUUUUCAACUAAUAAUAAUGAAUGCUUGGUAUCAGUUUUAUUUCAAGAACUACUAGCAUUUACUUACCUGCAAGAUGUGGUUAAAUCAUCCUUGACAGAUCUACUGAAUGCAAUAAAAGGACUUACUGUUUUAACUCCAGAUUUAGAAGACAUUUUGACAUCUUUGGGCUCAUCUCUUGUUCCAAAAGUUUGGCAGAAAUGUUCCUACUCCAGCUUGAAACCAUUAGGAUCAUAUAUUAGUGACCUUAUAGAACGGAUUAAUCUGUUUCAGAAAUGGUUCAGUUUUGGUAAGCCAAAAGACUUUUGGAUAUCAGGAUUCUACUUUCCUCAUUCAUUUAUGAGUGCAGUAAAACAAGACUUUGCUAGAAAGAACAAAAUAUCAGUACUAGAACUAACUUUUGAUUAUGAAAUUCUAAAAACUAAGAGAGCUGAAAAUUACCCAGAUGUUGGAGCCUUUUUAUAUGGAAUUCAUUUGUUAGGUGCACGCUGGGAUGAAAUUAAACAAUCUCUUGAGGAAGAAUUUCCAAUGGUGAUGUAUGAGGAAUUGCCUCUUUUAUGGGUGAAACCUUGUUUAAAAAAUGAACUUAAAGGCGAAAGGAAGUAUACCUGUCCUCUUUAUAGGACAACAGAAAGAAAAGGUAAAAUAACAUCUGCUGGUUUGUCUACUAACUAUAUUUUGCCUAUAUUAAUUGAUACACACCUAGAUCCAUCCCAUUGGGUCACUCGUGGUGUGGCUCUGGUAUGUCAGUUGGAUGAAUAA
This is a messenger RNA of Nezara viridula (southern green stink bug), 1500 nucleotides long. The record is from the annotation of a GenBank genome assembly. NCBI's taxonomy places the organism in Eukaryota, Metazoa, Arthropoda, Insecta, Hemiptera, Pentatomidae.